GUUAACUACUAAAGUGACAGUGUUAUUCAACGACAACCGCGAAGAGAGUGUUGCCAAUAAUAGGAUCAAUAAGUGAAAGGCACUGUGGUUGUUUUAUGCUGAAAGACAUUUUAUGUUGUUCGAAUAUGGAUGAAGAAGUCAGUGAUUCUCCAUCGUCUGGAAGGUUAAAUGCUGAUCGAGUGAACAAUGCUAACCUAUCUGAGCGACGCCCUCUUCUGACUUUGGAAACAACCACAAAACGUUGGCAGAGAUUCUUGGAGCUACCUGGUUUAGAAACCUGGCAAACUGUACUGGACAGAAUGAUUCACAGCUAUUGUGGAUACUGAUUAGGCAUUCGGCAUAAGCGAAUGAUAUGGCAGUGGUUGGUGUCUCCACCUGUCGAUGUUUUAUUGAACCAAUUUUUCCAGCUUUCUUGUCUUUGCUCUACAGUAGAGAUUACUAUACGGUUGGAGAAGGAAAACAAAGUAAAAUCGUAUUACUCGAUGGACGUCAGUUGGAUAUUUUAGUACAGCCUAAACUCUACACAAGUGAAUUGCUUGAUAUGGUUUCUUCCCACUUAAACUUGAAAGAGAAGGAGUAUUUUGGGUUGGCAUUUCUCGACGAUUCAGGUCAUUAUUGUUGGUUACAAAUGGAUAGAAAAGUUAUGGAACAUCAGUUUCCGAAGAAAUAUAACAACGGUCCCCUAAUUCUUCAUUUCAUGAUAAAAUAUUUUGCGCCGAGUAUAAGAGAACUCCGUUAUAACGUCACUCUUGAAGCUUUCUAUCAACAAGCCAAAAUUUUGGUUUAUGAGGGUGUUAUUGAGCCGAACAGUGAAACUGUUUUCUACUUGGCAGCACUUGCACUACAAGAAAUAGCAGGGGACUACACUGACGAUCAAAAGGCCAAAGAGCAGUUGAAACAUCUACCAGUACUACCAACAAACACACUGAAGAAGCAUCCAUCAUUAUUUUUUUGUGAAGAAAGAGUCAUAACACAUUAUAGGAAUCUGUGUGGGAGUUCUCGAGGAGCUACUAUAAUAAAGUACAUGAAAAUUGUAGAGCGUAUUUCAGCGUAUGGAGUUCAUUAUUACGAAGUAAAGGACAAGGAAGGACUUCCUUGGUGGAUUGGACUGAACUAUAAAGGGAUCAGUCUAUAUGAUUACAUCGACAGAAAAACCCCGAGAAAAUUCUUUCCCUGGGAGAAGCUAGAAAACAUCUAUUUCAAGCAAAAGAAAUUUUCUAUUGAAGUCCGUAAUCGAAAAAGGGUACAUACCACAAGAAGACCACUUGGAUCAGGUAACCUUAAAAUACACACGUGGUUUACUACUACUUCUACUUUGGCAAAGACUAUCUGGAUGAUGGCUGUGGCACAACACCAGUUUCAUUUGGUUCGCAACAAUGGAAGGAAUCGAGUUAGUUCGUUAAGGAACUACGAAGAAAUGGCCGAUACUCUGUCCAGAACCUUUCCAUCUUCCAUUUCUUCGAGAUCCUCGCCGUCCUUGAGAAUGAGUAGGAGCUCACCAAGUUUGUCAGUAUUUAAACGGGAAGGUUUAGACAGAGUAAUAGAAUGUAUUGAUUCGGGCCAACUGGACAUGAAGGCAGCUUUAAAAGCACGAAAAGAAACCCUGGAAGAAGCUCUGAGGCAUAAAACAGACGAGUUAAAACUAUUAUGCAUCAAAGAAGCGGAACUGACGGGCGAAGUUCCUCUUGAUAUUCCAUUGGCACCCGGUGAAGCGCCUCCUAGCGUGAGAAGACGUGUUGGAACGUCGUUUGCUUUAAAUGAUAAAUUGUUUCACAAGGCCCGAUCAAAAAAGGAGGAAGCCUUAACGAAAGUAGAGUUGGAAUACGAAAUACAAAGUAAAAUCGCAAGCGCCGCAUUAAAACUUGCCAGCGACACAACAGUUAAAAGAAACGUGAGAAAACAGAGGAAAACAGCACAUCAACGGGCUGUAAUCAAGCUCAAAGACUUGGAACAAAAGUUAGCUACAUUAAAGAAACAAACGGAAAUUAUAAAAGCAAAGCAGAGAAAACAGUCAUCUGAUGGAGAACAAAGUAGAAACAAUCACACCCAUUCUGAAGAUGAAAAAGGUGAAAGAAACCUUUUGAAGGAAGAUAAUGAUCUGUAUGAUGCUAGUUCUCAACAGAUAACCAGAAGUAAUGGAAAGAAGAGCAGGGAAUUGCUAAACAAGGAUGUUCUAGUUUCCAAAAAUUCAUCAACACCAAGUUCUUCUUCAUUUUCCUUUCGGCAGUUUUUGUCUUCACUUGCCAUGCCAAUGAGUCCUUGUUCUGCACCAUCAAGUCCAAUCAAGCAUCGCCAGCCUUCUCAGGAAAGAAGGCGGUUUAGCAUGUCCUUACCAAGAAGUCCCUUUCAAACAGCAAGCUUAAGCAUUAGAAGAUUAUCAGCUCAACCUUUUACUGAGCAAAACUAUAAAGCUAAUGCACUAAAUCAACUGAAAAUUUGCUCAGUUACUCAACAGCUCACCAAGAUAUGUAGUUCAGGACCUCAGUCAACAUGCUCAGCCUGUUCUGAUUAUGAGACAAUCAGUUCUGAAGGUGGAAGUGCUCUAUCUCUUCGAACAAGCCAUAUUUGCCCCAGAUUUGAGUUACGUGUAGAUGCAAAAAUGUCUGACUUUUGCAACCAGGACAGUCAGAGAACUAGUCUAUCAUUAGACAGCCCAAGUGACAUCCUGAACUCCUCUUUAAGUAAUUGUGAUGAACAGAAUGAUUUGUUCCGUGAUAGUUUCUCAGAUGAUUGUCGGUGUCUUCCAAAACAUCCCAAUCAUGCAAGGUGUUUAUCGUUUGAUUUUUCUUCCAAGUCCAAAGGUUAUGAUAAAUUCCUUUCUGUUCCCAGAGAAAUACAGAAAUACCAUAAAUACUCUGAUACUUCCAUAAGCAGUAUUUCUCAAACCUUUGAAAGCAAUGCUGAAGAUCAGCUUAAUAGAUUCUCUAAUAAAAACAUCUCAUCUCCAAACAUUCAUCCCAAUAACUCAGGACAUCUCUUCAAUAAUGGGAAUAAUAAUAACAUUAACAUAAAAGAUCAGCAGCUGCAUAAGUAUCAUGAUCAUUCAGGAAAUGAGGGUUCAGAAACUGUUAAAGGAAUUCCAGAAAUUGUGUUUCCCUCAUCAGAAGAAAAUAUUACUGUUGUUGACAAAAGUAAUACUCAUAAACAUUUUCAGCAUUUUUUGUCAGUAAAACAGAAUCGCUCUUAUAAUGAGGAGACUUCUGACUAUAGUUCUGUCCAGAACAAUAAAAACUACUCUUCACACAGCAAGAAAACAGAGUCACCUAAUUUACUGACUUCUAGUGAAGUAGCAGAACCUAUACAUGUUGUUAACCCUUCCACAUCAAACACAACCCAAAGUAAUGAAAACCAGCCAUGGAAUAGCAAAUAUUUGUUACACCAUGCUUUGAACCAAAGACGUGGCAGUGACAUUUACAGCUCUCCAGAAUCAUCACCAAAGAAAACUCCAUUUUCUCCAGGAAACCCAUUAAACAGAAGAAAAGGUUCCUUUUCAUUUCAAAAGGAAUAUACUCUUGGAGGAAUUAAUCGAUCAGCUGAAAUGAAGUCUUUACUUUCAUUUUGGUCAUCAUUAAAUUCAUCAGCCAGUCAGCAUUCAUCAUUACCCAGUCAUUAUUCUUCAAAAAAUAUGUCACCUAGUCAGAAUCAGUCAGAAAAUCAAAAUGUACCAACCAAUCAGCAUCCUUCAUUAAAUACAUCAUCUAAACAACAUUUGUUAGUAAGUUCAUCAUCAAAUUGUUCAUCAGUGAAUUCCUCAGUCAAUCAAUGUCUUUCACUAAAAUUAGCACCUACUCAUUGUUCAGCACUAAAUGCAUCAACCAAUCAGCAAACAUCAUUAAAUUCAUCAAUCAAUCACCAUCUAUCAGCUAAUAAAUAUUCAUCUAAAAAUAUUUCAAAAAAUCAGAAUUCGUCUCCAGAUGCAACAAGAGGUUGUUAUUUUCACAAAGGCAAUCAAGUAAGUGCCUCCCUGUCACUAAAUAAUAGAACACUUAAUAACUCUUUUAAUCACACUUGCAUGUUUAACCAUAGUACAAUAUGUGAAGGUGAGAGAAGUUCAUCUACAUGUAGGUAUAAUAUUGCAUUUAAGAAGCAUUCCAUUGGAAGAGAGUUUUCCAAUUCAGACUUUGAAACAACCAGUACAUUAGUUGAAGAGUCCACCAACUCAUCUUCAGCUGUGAAUUCUAGCAAAAAUUGUAUAUUUCCUCAGAUCACUCCUGCUUUUGGUUCUGCUCAAAAUGAAAUGUUUUUAACUGGAAAACCACCAAAUGUCAGUCACAUCAUAAUUUCCCCAUGUCUUAAACAAGCCAAUCUAAGUGAUCAGUCACAAGAAGUAUCAGAGGUCAACACACAUUCAUCAGAAGGAAAAACUACAGGGCUAAACCAGGAGCUAGAUACUUGUCCAAAAGUGCAAUCGUUUGAGUUUGAUGCCUCUACAAGUAGCGGGUCUCUUGCUGAAGAUUUUCAUCAUGAAAUGAUUGCAUGGUAUGAAAACCAUGAGGGUAUGAAGAACACAACGUUUCUUUAAAAUUCAGCUGAUGUAUUUUCUACCUCUGGAUGCUGAAAGCUUGAGGAAUUAUGAAAUUCACAUAAUCUCAAUGUUAACACUGGGGAAAACAAACUCAAUUUGGGGCCAUGAAAAAUUUUCUAAAAUUCUUAAACCUAUUCAGUAGGAAGAACAACACAGAAAGUUGUGGAAGAACACCUAGUCUAAAGUUUUACUUGUAAAAUUUUUUCAGAGAAUAAUAUAUAAUUGUAUUCAUGUAAAAUUAUUGAAUCUUGUAGUUUUCUGAGAGCCUAAUAUAUUUUCUUAGCUAACUCUUAUCAAGGUAUAGCACUUAAAAUAACUUUUUUACUAACUACAUAUUUAUGUCAAGUUCUUAGUUGUAAUUAAAAUUUAUGAGCAUUAAAAAUAUUUCAAUAUGUAGUCUGAAAAUUUUGUAUACAGGUACAAAAUUUGUCUUCCAUUAUUUAAGUCCAAUAAGUGUUCAUUAGAUGAAUAAACAAAAAAAAAACACUGGUGCAUUACCAAAGAAUACAAUUUUCAAGGGUAUUUCAAUGAAAUGCUGUAUACGUAAACAUUACAUGACAUAACAUUUGGAUCAUACAGCUGGCCUAAUUGUGAAAAAUUAUACUUUUGUCCCAUUACUGUGAAUCUACAAGGAAGUGUGUGUAUAAAGCUAAAUGUUUCUACAAGUCCAUUUACACUAAAAUUAUAUAUAAUCAAUAUACAACUAUAUUAAUAACUGAUGUUUUGAUGACUUUAAAUAAAAUGUAUAAUUUUGUAAGAUGUGCUGUCAUGUUAAAUGUAUUUAAAUAAAAACAAAUUUAGGGUAGUUUCCGCUUUUACAUGAACAUAGGAUAUAAUGUGAACACCAGUACAACUGCUCAUAGUUUUGAGAAACAACUGCAGUAUGAUAGCUACCGAUAUUCUAAAACUGGUUUUAAGUUAAAAAUGUUAUAAAACAAAUAUCUGUUUCAUACAUUUACAUAUUUAUAUACUUACACUAAACACCUACUAGUGUCAUAAAUGAGACUUAAAAGGUCUUUAAGCUCUACAUGUUCAGGGUUAUUUGGUUUGAGAUAAAAAUUUGGAGUUUGCAAAUUGUGUUUUGUUUCUCUAAUGUAUUAGGCUUAAUCAUAUUAUUAUUAUCAAAACAUGAGAUGGUACAUGUAAAAUGUGAUGUAUUAUGUAUGUUGUAAAAUUACUUGUGUGGUUUUAUGAAUUUCUCAGAGAGAAUGAAUAGAUAAAUGUAUAACUAA
Molecule: messenger RNA, 5757 nt
Organism: Limulus polyphemus (Atlantic horseshoe crab)
Lineage: Eukaryota; Metazoa; Arthropoda; Merostomata; Xiphosura; Limulidae
Product: probable serine/threonine-protein kinase DDB_G0282963
Exons: 26
Coding region: 353-4522 (1389 amino acids)
Biological process (GO): establishment of epithelial cell polarity
Cellular component (GO): cytoskeleton
Source: RefSeq, a predicted model, not a curated record